GGAGAGCAUCCCCGCCCGAAGUUAAGGAGCUCAAGUGGGCUUCCAGGAGCGCCACAGAAAACUUGGAGCUCCAGGAGCCCCUAGGAGCGUCUUUGCUCCGUGCCUUUUGCUCCUGGUGUUAUUUUUCCUCGUUGACCGCCCUGGGUCUCCUUUUUUUCAAAUUUCCCGGGCGCUCAAUUUCCAUGGAAAGCUCUGUGGACGUGGCCGAAGCGCUGCGGCAGCUGGUGACGCAGCGCGCGCAGAAUCGGCGGCCCAGCUCGGCACAGCCGGUGUUGCACCGCUCAGAGUUUGUGCCUGAGCAUGGUGAGGAGAACCGAGAGGAUUGGAGUUCCCGGAUCCCCCCGGUGCAGCAUUUGGAGCACAGCUUACCCUUCUUCGAACACAUGGAGGAGCGGCUCGACGCCUUGUCGGACCAGCGGAUCUCCUCAUACAAGGUCAUCGAGCGCGAAGUGUUGGACCGGCGGAACACAGCGGAGCUGCUGCAGGUGAAGUACCGCGAGGCGGAAGCCAGGUGCGCUGCCGCAGAACGGCGGCUGGAGCAAUUUCGGCAGAACGAGCGCAGGCUGAAGGCCACGCAGGAAGAGAUGCGUGUGCUUUGGAUGUACGUGGAACAGGCCAAGGAGGAGAACCGAGGACUGCGCGAGACCCUGGAGGCCAAGGACCAGCAGAUCGAAGCGUUGCAGGCAGAGUUAGAGAGAGGCUUCGAGCGUGAGCAAGCCAUCUCUGGGAUGCCCAAGGUGUUUCGCCAAGACAAGCGGACAGCAGUCAUCAAGCAGAACAUUGCAGGGCAGAAGAUGGGCGACGAGGCUCCAGACACCUCGCGAGUGCGAAAGAAGAAGAGCCCUUCGAAGAGGAACAUGAAGGCUCCUCAACUCGCGCAGAUUGAAGCCUUUGAGAAAGUCAUUCGAAUGGAGGAGGACGCAAGGUUCCCAGCCUUACCAGCCAGGCAGCCUGCUGGUUAACCCAGCCAGGUGGUUCUCCAGCCAGCUAGCCUUGAGUUCGGAGCGCCAGCCAUAGAUACAAGGAGCCAAAAUAACUUUUAGAGC
Molecule: messenger RNA, 1046 nt
Organism: Durusdinium trenchii
Lineage: Eukaryota; Dinophyceae; Suessiales; Symbiodiniaceae
Source: the annotation of a GenBank genome assembly